Messenger RNA from Nestor notabilis (Kea), 1272 nucleotides. RefSeq names its product neurabin-2-like. NCBI's taxonomy places the organism in Eukaryota, Metazoa, Chordata, Aves, Psittaciformes, Psittacidae. The transcript has 6 exons. Gene Ontology annotation, molecular function: actin filament binding. Gene Ontology annotation, cellular component: cytoplasm; dendrite; actin cytoskeleton. The record is from RefSeq and is a predicted model, not a curated record. Gene Ontology annotation, biological process: calcium-mediated signaling; neuron projection development; actin filament organization. The annotation marks the transcript as partial.
AAGGAGGCCGAUGGUGAAGAUGGCAAGAAAAGCCGGGGUAAGAAGUAUGGGUCCAACGUUCAUCGCAUCAAGAACAUGUUCCUGCAGAUGGGGACGGCGCCUGGCCCCGAGGGCGCCUGCGACCUGGCCAAGGCCAAGGAGAAGCCAGUCCGUCUGUCCUUGCCCCGGGCCGGCAGCCUCACCGAGAGUAUGGACCAGGGCAACCUCCUUAUCUUUGAGAGGAGCCCACAGGAGAAAGCCACCACCACCAAGCUCUUGCUACGGAAGGAACGAGCUGGUUUCCAGGACCGUAAGCUGGACGUGGUGGUGAGGUUCAAUGGCAGCACUGAGUCCUUGGACAAGCUGGACACUGAAGCCGUCUCACCCACUGUCAGCCAGCUCAGCGCUGUCUUCGAGAAGGCCGACCUCCGGAACAACCUCCACAAGGCGCAGGGGCGAGCAGGAGGGCCGCUCGGCACCAAGAGACCCCGGGUCUUCUUGCCGAGCGCCGAGACUGGCCGGCUGGGUGAUGGCCAUGCUGCCCAGCCCCGUGCCCGGCCACCGGAGGAAGAGAAGACAGCGGGGAAGAGUGCCCGGCCAGUGGAGAAGGAGCCAUCCACCCCUCGGGUGCAGGAGGUCUGCAAGAUCAAGCCGGUGGAGGUGGAGGAGAGUGGUGAGGCCGAGGAGGAGGAGGUGCUGGCAGUGGCGGAACCGGUGCCCGUGCCCCCGCCAGACACGGGGGCCGAGGACCUGGGCGUCAAGGGUGAGCAGGUGGAGGAAGGCGAUGCCUACGAGGAGGCCAAGAAGGAGGACUUCUCCGAGGCGGACCUGGUGGACAUAAGUGCCUACAGCGGGCUCGGGGAGGACUCGGGGGGCAGCGGGCUGGAGGAGGAGGAAGAGGCUGAAGGGCUCUAUGAGCCCGAGUCGGUUUGUGUGGAGAUCCCAGGGCUGUCCGAGGAAGAGGAGCCUGUCCCCAACCGCAAGAUCCAGUUCAGCACAGCUCCCAUCCAGCUGGAGAAGAGGGUGGAACGACUCGACCUCUUCCCUGUGGAGCUGGAGAAAGACUCGGAAGGGCUGGGGAUCAGCAUCAUCGGCAUGGGCGCGGGGGCCGACAUCGGUCUGGAGAAGCUGGGCAUCUUCGUCAAGACAGUGACGGAGGGGGGGGCUGCCCACCGGGAUGGCAGGAUCCAGGUAAACGAUCUCAUUGUGGAGGUGGAUGGCACCAGCCUGGUUGGGGUGACACAGAGCUUCGCUGCCUCUGUCCUCAGGAACACCAAGGGCCGUGUCCGGUAG